Sinocyclocheilus rhinocerous is the source of this 652-nucleotide messenger RNA. Its product is annotated as GTPase IMAP family member 4. Gene Ontology annotation, molecular function: GTP binding. The transcript is spliced from 2 exons. The coding region runs from base 1 to 549 and encodes 182 amino acids. The record is from RefSeq and is a predicted model, not a curated record. Lineage: Eukaryota; Metazoa; Chordata; Actinopteri; Cypriniformes; Cyprinidae.
AUGUGGUUCCAAGCUACUGCCCUGUCGCUGUGUGAGCCCGGACCCCACAUUCUGCUCCUGGUCAUUCCCUUACUGUACUUUAGCCACUCCGAGAAAGCGGCCCUACAGAAACGCAUGGAGAUCCUCACAGAGGGCGUAUGGCGCCACACCAUGGUCGUGUUCACCCUCGGGGACCGUCUGCGCGACUACAGCAUACAGGACCACAUCCAGACAGCUGGGAAGGAUCUCCAGUGGCUAAUGGAGAAGUGCAGGUAUAGGUACCACGUUCUUAACAACAAGAUGCCCCAGGACAGACAGCAGGUCUCUGGGUUACUAGACCGUGCAGAAGACAUGCUGAUGGAGAACGGGGGAUGGCACUUCUCCCUGCACAUGUACUGCAGGCUGGAGGAGGAAUGGAGCCGAAGAGAGAGGGAAAUGAAAGAGAGGAUACUAGAGAGACAAGAUAGAGUGGGGAAAACCAGUCGAGGACUGGCUGUGGUUCCUAAUCACAGUCAAAAAGGUGGUCUGCAUGUGAACGAUACUCAGGUGAAAUUAGUUUACCAUGGCUAACUGCUGCAAAACAAAGUUACAUGGCAUUGUUUUGGCAUGAACUCAAAGUGAACUUCUGAACUGUAAAUAUGUUUCAUCAACAAAGAUUUUAAGUUAAAAUAUC